Dipodomys spectabilis (banner-tailed kangaroo rat) is the source of this 3445-nucleotide messenger RNA. It is a transcript of the gene Prkab2, whose product is annotated as protein kinase AMP-activated non-catalytic subunit beta 2. The transcript is spliced from 8 exons. Gene Ontology annotation, molecular function: protein kinase binding. The record is from RefSeq and is a predicted model, not a curated record. NCBI's taxonomy places the organism in Eukaryota, Metazoa, Chordata, Mammalia, Rodentia, Heteromyidae. Gene Ontology annotation, biological process: signal transduction. Gene Ontology annotation, cellular component: nucleus; nucleotide-activated protein kinase complex; cytoplasm. Bases 165 to 980 code for a protein of 271 amino acids.
GCCGCCGGCCUUGUAGCCAUUUUAGGAGGAAACCCACACCGCUCUCCGGGGCGCGGCUUCAAUUUCAACAACUUUAUUGGCGCCCUCGCUUGCAGCUCUGCCCUCGCCUAGCGGCCCCGGAGCAGGGAGCGCGGCUCCGGAGGUGCCGGGUUCCCGCCGCAGCCAUGGGGAACACCACCAGCGAGCGCGCAUCCGGGGAGCGGCACGGCGCCAAGGCGGCCCGCGCCGAGGCCGGCGGCUCGGGCCCCGGCCGGGAGCACAGGAUCAUGGUGGGGAGCACGGACGACCCCAGCGUCUUCAGCCUGCCCGACGCCAGGCUCCCUGGAGACAAGGAGUUUGUGUCCUGGCAGCAGGAUUUGGACGACUCUGUAAAGCCCAGCCAGCAGGCCCGGCCCACGGUUAUCCGCUGGUCUGAAGGAGGCAAAGAGGUCUUCAUCUCUGGGUCCUUCAACAAUUGGAGCACCAAGAUCCCACUGAUUAAGAGCCAUAAUGACUUUGUUGCCAUCCUGGACCUCCCCGAGGGGGAGCACCAGUACAAGUUCUUUGUGGAUGGACAGUGGGUUCAUGAUCCAGCAGAGCCUGUGAUUACCAGCCAGCUCGGCACGAUUAAUAAUUUGAUACAUGUGAAGAAAUCUGAUUUCGAAGUGUUUGAUGCCUUAAAGCUAGAUUCUAUGGAAAGCUCUGAGACGGCUUGUCGAGACCUGUCCAGCUCACCCCCAGGGCCUUAUGGUCAAGAAAUGUAUGUGUUUCGAUCUGAGGAGAGAUUUAAAUCCCCGCCCAUCCUCCCUCCUCACCUUCUCCAAGUUAUUCUUAACAAGGAUACCAAUAUUUCUUGUGACCCUGCCUUACUUCCGGAGCCCAACCACGUUAUGCUGAACCAUCUCUAUGCACUGUCCAUUAAGGACAGCGUGAUGGUCCUUAGCGCAACCCACCGCUACAAGAAGAAGUACGUCACCACGCUGCUGUACAAGCCCGUCUGAAGACGCUGCCCUUCCCCACAGGCCAGCCGGCUCCCUUGCCUCUUAACUGAGCCAGUCUUGUCUCUGACUGGAAGGCUGAUUUGCUUUGAGGCUGAUAAUGUGUGUUCAGAGCCUCCCAGUAGGAGGCUCUGCUUUUGCAUUUGGUUGCAGAUGAGAGCUUUAUGAGUUCAUGGAAUUUAUUUUAAGAUAAAAAAAAACCCACAUAUAUGUAUAUAUACAUAUGAGAGGAGGGCUGUGGAAGCUGCCGGGCCCAGCUCCAUGUAUUCUCUCUCCCCCCAGACCUGGUUGGGGACUGCAGGGAGAAGUAGACAGGAAGCUUGUUUUCCUCAAGCGAACAGCAAACUCGUAAGUCCUUGCUGGGGGGCGCUCUCCCGCUGCGCCGGUGAGUGUGUCUCCUCUCCAGCUGCUGGCUGCAGGUGCUCCAGGCGCCUCCCUAGCGUGGGCCUGCUGCGUCCCCAAAGUGUGUCAUGCCGUCUUGUGGUCUUUUACAGGACAUCAGAUGCCCCUUUUCCUCUCACCUCCCUCCUUUAAUAGCCGCCUUCAGAUCCCACACUCCACCACUCUAAUGCCAAACCCACUGGGCACGUGACUCUUUGAAAAGUAGUGUGGACGUCCCACUAUGAUGCCUGGACUGCCAGGGGCUCCCCCUGAGCCCAGCCCCUUUACUGCACCACCUGUUCAUCUCUGCUGAGGAAGAUCUGGCUCCGCAUUCUAAUAAAGGCCACAGCUUGGCACAUGGCACGUUUUCCGUGGUCUUCCCCCGAGGCCUGGCCUGCAUCCGGUUCCAGCAGACGGCUCUGCAGGUGGGUGUGGAGCCGGGGAACUCCUCCAGGCCUUGUGCCAUGCCUGUGUGUUUCUUUACCUGCAUUAGAUCCCCGUUCAUUGUGACUCAUUUGAUACAUAGACCAGAUUCAGUAAGAAGUGUCUCCAACAUUCAUAGCCAAGAAGAGUAUAGUUCUUUGCACUGUUAAUUAGAUCAUUUACUUUUUUUCCCCUCUGCCUCUUCUUUUUAAACAUGUUUGGUGGUCAAGUAGUGGCACUGAGUUCUGUUUAUGGAUUGAGAAGUAUUUAGUCUGCCUUGGGGUGUAGAGAGAACAUUUCCCCAGGUGUCUAGUGCUUCCAUGUUACAGAUGAGUGCAGUCAGACAUUCACAUGGAAGGAGGCCAAACACUUGAUGGCUGAGUGACCCUUUGAUUCCUAGGACCCGCUGCACUGAUGGGGGCCUUGCCCGAGCUCAUGCGGAAAGCCGGUCCUCUUUGGGUUCUUUUGAUCUGGGGCAUGAGGCUGACGUGUGUGGGUGGUUUGGCAGGAACACAGUGUACUGUAAGUGGGGUUCAUUGGUGGAGGGAAGGCUGCUCUCGCCAUCCAGGCCCUGUCUGUGGAGUCUUCCACGCCCUCUUCUCAAAGGGCAUGCCAUUUUCCAACUCCAGGCCAGGGUCUGUCUUGACCACUCAGGACUGGUGUGCUCGGUUGUACUAGACGUUUGUUACUUGGUGCCUAUGAGGUGAUUGGGCCUCCUAGGCGGAUUUAACACCUUUGUUGCUAUGUGAAGAUUUUGCUGUUCUCAGAUUGCUUGUUAACAGUAUUGAAACAUUGUGUGUGUGUGUGUGUGUGUUUGCACGCAUGCGUGUGUGUUACAGCGUUCACUCCACAACAGUGUAUGGGCAGAAAAGGAGUUGAGGCUCAGGCUUCUCAGAUUCUGUGAACUGGGUCUAGCUCUGGUGAUCUUCUAAUCCAGGGAUGGCUAAUUUUUAAUUUUCUAGUUGAGUCUGGCUUUGACUAUCCUCAGAUCUUCCUAAUCUGGAAAUGUGCAGAGAGGUCAGCUUUCCAGGUUCUGAAGUGAUCUCAGCCAGAUGUGAAGUGGGAGCCUCCCAGCUGGUGAGGAGGGGGAGCCACCGGGGGAGAGGAACUGGCUAGUAGCCCAUCCUGCCCCAUCCCUCUCUGUCCUGCUAGGGGUGGCCCUGAGAAGCCCCGGUCUGUCACUAGGAAAGUAGUGGAAAGAGGGUAACCCAAACUGACCUAUGUUUUGUUCUAGUUAGUUUACGGGAUUGUGUAUUUUCUGAACAAGAGAGUUUUAAGAAAUGAAUAAAGGAAAAAAAAAGUGUAGUUUUUCUUUUUCUUUUUUAACAUAUGGAAUUGUACUGUUAAAUAAAACCAUAACCCUUAAGGAGGGUAGGCUACAAUAUGGACAGAUAGGGAUUGAGGUUAUGGAGAAAGAAGAGCAGCUGAGCUGAAGAGUGAUAUUAAGAAAGUACACCUCGCCUUAACCAGAAGUUUGAGAAGUAGUGAUAGGAAAAAUGGAGGCCCAAGUAACUCCAAACUGAAAACAUCCUUUUUUUUUUCUUUUUCUUUUUUAUUUAUACCAUGUAUUAGGGCUUAACUCAGGGCCCACACACUCUCCGUUAGCUUUUUAGAUCAAGGCUAGUAUUCUGCACCUCCUCUUCUGGCUUUUUGGUGAUAAAAGA